AUGUCUAUGUCCACGGAUGACUGCCAGAAGACCCGGGAGGGCUUCCCCCGCCCAUUCCCGAACACCCCGUCCAACGUGUUGGACCAGCUCAAGGUGACCGGAAAGGUCAUUGUGGUGACAGGUGCUGCUGAUGGUAUUGGCCUGGCCGUUUCGGAGGCCAUGGCUGAAGCUGGCGGUAAUGUCGCUCUAUGGUACAACUCAAAUGACGCUGCUAUUAAGAGGUCCGAAGAGUUGGCAAGCACACACAAUGUGAAAACCGAGGCUUACAAGGUUGAUGUUUCCGAGUCAACACAGGUCCAAGAGACGAUUGCAAAAGUUCUGAAAGACUUUGGCAAGAUUGAUGUCUUCAUUGCCAAUGCUGGCAUGGCCAUUUCGAAGCCAAUUCUGGAGCAGACUCUGGACGAAUACAGGAAACAGAUGUCUGUAAACGUUGACGGCAUCGUCUACUGCUCAAAGUACGCCGGCGAGGUCUUCCACCGUCAAGGUUUUGGCAACCUCAUCAUCACAUCCAGCAUGAGUGGACACAUCGUCAACGUUCCCGUUGACCAACCAGUCUACAACGCCACCAAGGCGUACGUAACGCACUUCGGAAAGUCUCUUGCGCGAGAAUGGCGCGAGUUCGCGCGGGUGAACAUCGUGUCUCCUGGUUUCUUCGACACGAAGAUGGGUGCUGGUCCUCAGGCCCUGCAAGAAGCGUAUCGUAUGGCGGCACUCGGAAGACAAGGUCACACCAAGGAGAUCAAGGGAUUGUACCUUUACCUUGCAAGUGAUGCGUCUACCUACAUGACGGGUAGCGAUGUCAUCAUUGAUGGUGGUUAUGUCUUGCCAUGA
Molecule: messenger RNA, 831 nt
Organism: Colletotrichum karsti
Lineage: Eukaryota; Fungi; Ascomycota; Sordariomycetes; Glomerellales; Glomerellaceae
Exons: 5
Coding region: 1-831 (276 amino acids)
Cellular component (GO): intracellular anatomical structure
Molecular function (GO): oxidoreductase activity, acting on NAD(P)H, oxygen as acceptor
Source: RefSeq, a predicted model, not a curated record